Messenger RNA from Ustilaginoidea virens, 549 nucleotides. RefSeq lists its product as uncharacterized. The transcript has 2 exons. The record is from RefSeq and is a predicted model, not a curated record. Bases 1 to 549 code for a protein of 182 amino acids. NCBI's taxonomy places the organism in Eukaryota, Fungi, Ascomycota, Sordariomycetes, Hypocreales, Clavicipitaceae.
AUGCUGUCUUGUCUGCGCUCGGCAACGAGCUUCCUCACCCUUUGCCUGGCACUCGCCAACCUGGCAGACCUUGCUUGCGGGACCGACGACACAAUCUUCCGCGUCAGUCGCAACCCCCGGCUGCGGGAGCGUGCCAACCACAGCGAUGCAUGCGUUCUUCCGCUUCCGCGGUUAAUCAUCAUCCGUCAGGAGGAUUUGCCGGGGGAUCGCAGCGUUCCGCGCCUCCAGUUUGAGACGCAGUUAAACAGCAUAAUCUACCUAGCCCCGGGCAGAAACGGGGUGAGGUUCAGGGACAAUAGCAGCCAUUAUGAAAUUACGCAGCACAUCCUGAGUGGUGGCAGAAUCCAGCACACCUACAGGUAUUUCGGGCCCGAGGCCAAUUCCGACCACUACCUCAUUGUUGAUCCCAACCUUCGGGUGGCCGAGUCUCGGAAUGUUGCGCAAACGGACGUCGGUCGCGUCGUUGUUAUUCCUGGCCAUCAAGCCGUCACAGCGACUUACUCGCCGACGCAGCUUGCCUUUCUCAAAUUCCAAAUUUGGCACAGGUGA